Molecule: messenger RNA, 1594 nt
Organism: Ipomoea nil (Japanese morning glory)
Lineage: Eukaryota; Viridiplantae; Streptophyta; Magnoliopsida; Solanales; Convolvulaceae
Product: putative receptor-like protein kinase At4g00960
Exons: 7
Coding region: 1-1539 (512 amino acids)
Biological process (GO): protein phosphorylation
Molecular function (GO): ATP binding; protein kinase activity
Source: RefSeq, a predicted model, not a curated record
AUGCUGCGUUUCUCGGACGAGUAUACGUUCCCGCCGUUAUCCCCGUUGAAUACGAGUGCUAGGGAGAAGGAUUCUCGACAGGGUUUCAAGCAGGGGGUAGUACAGACAUUGGUGGAGAUGAUCAGUCAACAGAGCGGAAAGAGAUUUGUCACUCAUGAAGCAGCUAUCAUCUCUGAAUCUAAGAGGGUUUACAGUCUUGGGCAGUGCACGCCGGAUAUUUCUGAGUCGGAUUGUCAGACGUGCCUAAAAACUGCGGUGCAACUACUGUUUACAUGUUGCCAGUCAGCAUUGGGUGCUAGAGUGCUCUCCCCAAGCUGUAUUGUUAGGUAUGAAUUGUACAAGUUCUACAAUUCUGAAGGCAACAGCAGAAAUUCAUUUUCCAAAGUGAUUAUUGGCAUUGUAGUUCCGAUCAUUAUUGGAAUAAUUGUACUCCCCAUUGCAAUCUUCUAUUUCGUGAGAAUUAGAAAUGUGAAGAAACAAAAUAUCACAACAAAGACUACAACAGAUCCGACAAGAGUUUCAGCUGAUGAGGAGUCCUCACAGUAUGAUUUUGCUAUUAUUCAAGCUAUUACAAAUGAUUUCUCCCUAAAAAGUAAAAUUGGUGAAGGUGGAUAUGGCUCUGUAUAUAAGGGAAUGUUUCCCAACAAACAAGAAGUAGCUAUAAAACGCCUUUCAAGAAGCUCAAUACAAGGAGCUCAAGAAUUCAAGAAUGAAGUCGAAGUAGUUGCAAAGCUUCAACACAAAAAUUUAGUUAGGCUACUUGGAUUUGGCUCACAAGAAGAAGAAAAGAUACUCAUCUAUGAAUUUGUGGCCAACAAAAGUCUUGACUACUUUUUAUUUGAUCGUGAGAAACAAUACAAAUUGGAGUGGUCAAUGCGUUACAACAUAAUAAGAGGAAUAGCACGAGGACUACUUUACCUUCAUGAAGAUUCACGUCUAAAAAUCAUACAUCGAGAUCUCAAAACAAGCAAUAUAUUAUUAGACACAAAUAUGGACCCAAAAAUUGCUGAUUUUGGCUUGGCGAGAAUUUUUGGAAUUGAUCAGAUUCAAGAAAAUACAAACAGAAUUGCCGGGACAUAUGGUUAUAUGUCCCCCGAAUAUAUAAGGUGUGGAGAAUUUUCUGUGAAGUCUGAUAUUUUCAGCUUCGGUGUUAUACUCUUAGAGAUCAUUACUGGAAAAAAAAAUCACGAUAUUUGCAAAAGAAAUAGAGGAAUGGACCUUCUAAGCUAUGCUUGGGAACACUGGAGGGAUGGUUGUCAAAUCAAAAUACUUGAUCCAACUCUGGGAGAGUCUUAUACAGUAAAUGAAGUCAUCCCAUGCAUGCAUAUUGCUUUGUUAUGUGUUCAAGAAAAUGCAGAUGAAAGACCUACAAUGACAAAGGUGAUGUUAAUGCUCAAUAGUUAUUUUGCUAACAGUUGGCCAACACCUCGUGAACCUGCAUUUUACCGUAGUGAAAGUAAGAGGAUUCCGAAAGAGAUAGAGUUAGCACUAUCUACAACGGUAAAUGAAGUAUCAAUUUCUGAACUCUGUCCAAGAUAAGGGAGAUGUCCAUGACUUAUUGGGUUAUGUAUGUAUAAAAGAAAUGAAAUUUUCU